AUGCAAGAUCUACGAGAAGCAAACUCGCCAGGCCUAACCUCAGAAUUAGAAAGACAGUUGAGGGAUUUUCAGCCACGUGAAGAAAACUUCCAGAGACAGUUACGGGAGAUGCAGGAACGUGAACAGAAUUUACAACGGCAGCUCAGAGUGGUUCAAGAACGGGAUCAGUACUCUCAAAGCCAGCUAACGGCGUUUCGUCAACGUGACCAAAAUAUGCAGUGGCUGGUGAGAGAGCUUCGGGAAGCAGAACAAAAUUCUCAAAGGCAGUUGACGGAGUUUCAACAGCGUGAAGAAAAUUCUCAGAGGCAGUUAACGGAGUUUCAACAACGUGAAGAAAAUUCUCAGAGGCAGCUGAGGGAGUUGCAGCGGCAACUAAGGGAGAUAGGACAACAGUUGACCAAUUGCCGAGGACAAGUUUCUGAACUACAGUUAAGUCUUUCUUCGACAGCACAGCAAACAAUAAAUCAAUUGCGUAACCAGGGAGCACGUGACUGGGUUAUUCCCCGCGACGAAAUUCAAAUCACAGAAAAAUGCCUUGGGAGGGGAGGAUGGAGAAUUGUCAAUGAGGGAACGUAUUGUGGCUGUACUGUAGCAGUGAAAGAAAUCCACGAGUUGAUUCUCUCCCCUCAUAACAUACGUCUUUUUGAGAGAGAAAUGAAUAUUGCAUCCAAGUGUCGCCAUCCUCACUUGCUUCAGUUUAUCGGCGCCACAGUUGACGAGGGAAGUCCUCUGUUUGUGAUCGAGUUGAUGGAGAAAAGUUUGCGGACUCUGUUAGAUCAGCGGCAACUGUCCGAAACAGAAAUACGCACCAUUUCUUUGGAUGUAGCUCGCGCACUGAACUAUCUUCACCAGAAGAAACCAGAACCCAUCAUUCACCGGGAUGUGAGCAGUGCUAAUGUGUUGCUAUGGCGACAGGGUGACCAAUGGAGAGCCAAAGUGUCUGAUUACGGCACUGCUAAUUUUAUACAGCAGACCAUGACAGUGGCUCCUGGAGCUAUGAUUUACAGUGCACCUGAAGCACUUACAUCAAACCAAACAGUCAAGGUUAGUUUAAGUGAACAUUCAAGACUUUUUACUUACUAAAGCUGUACAGCAAGGCUAACAGUGGCAGAAGUGAAAGUGACGCUUGUCCUUUCCCCCAAACUCGCCCUCUUGUCCACUCCACAAACAUUUCAACAUUCUUGAAUUAAAAAUGACCAUAUCUUUGUCAGGAGUCUUUGCAGCUUGUUCGGCACAUUUUCCACUCUUUUAUGUUUUUCUCCAUGGAUUUGGUCCACGUAACUGGAUUUGUUAAUUUAUCCCUUCUUUUCUCUAAAGACAACAGUUAGAGGAUAGCCUGAGUAUCAGGCGUUUCUGGGGAAAAGGGGAAAGAUGGAAGCGAAAAAGGGAGAGAGGUGAAGGAGAGAAACGCCUGACACAGAUGCUUUUACUGGAGCCUUCCGCCCCACGCAGCAUGAUUCGAUACCAUCCAAUCAAAAUCACUUCCGGUCAUUGGGUUGUCAGCUUCACGUGUCAAAAAGCUCGCCUAAAAUAAAUCUCAAUUUACGGUCUGGCCGAGCUCCGGUACUUGUGUUGCUACGAUUUCGCUUUUUUUCUGAGGAGUUUUCGAAUACUUGUACUGUAAAACCUGCCAUUUAUGAGGAAUUAUAACAUGUUUUGGGAAUUGUGCUAGUGUAAGAUCGCCAAUGCUCUGUUUGUAAAUAAACGUGUGCCCGGAAAAUUGUAAAUUGCUUUUGUUUACAGAGUUAAAUCAGCCGCUUGUCUGGCAGCUAAAAAGCGGAUGUUAUCCCUCGUAUUCUCGGGUGGUUGAAAGGAGCUGCAAGAAUAAAUAGGAAGGUGCGAUGAUGAAACACCUAUGCCUAGAAAUUAUCAAGCAGCAGCAAAUUCCACCACUUCACAGAGAGCUCGUGAAAGCUGUUACAAGUUCAAAAAGAAGUGAGAGCCUAUAGCAAAAGUCAAUCUCGUUGGCGAAAUAUGAUGGCGCCCGCUUGAGCUUAAGACAUUUCAAAAGUGAGAAAAUUUUGGAAGAGGAAGCGAACGAAUUCCAAUCACGUACGCUAUCGUAACCGCAACAAGCAAAGUCAAGCUUUUUAAAAGCAUUUGUGCUGUCGGCUAUCUCAACACAUGGCUACCUCGCUCUACGUCGCUCUAUUUUCAUUUACAGUAACAAUACCCUUUUAACGGCAGGAUGUUGUAAAUCUGAACUUAGAUAUCUGAAACACUGAUAUUGUCUUCUUUGUCCCGGUCUUGUGAAACCAUAUGAGGCUUUUCCACACUCCCUGUACAUCUUUCCUUUAAACUACGAGGCCUUGAAAACACAAUUCUUGCUCGGGUUUUAUUUUUAUUCCAGAAAAGAACUUGAGAGCUCCCUCUACAGCCUUUUUGAAUUCCUCUCUGCGCCUCUGUCUGUAAAAGUAUCACAUACCGGUAACAUGAAAUCAAAACGUGUAUGAAAAAUUUCAAUGACCGCCUCCUUGCCGAUCGCUCUUGCGGUCAGUUACGUCAGGGGGUAUUGUGUGUUAUCCAAUCACUGCCACAUCCAGAUUUUGGAUGUGUCACACGAUUUGCUGAAUGGUUUUGUGUCAGGCCUUCCUUUCCCUUCUCCCCCUCCCCCUCCCCCAUCUAAAAUCUCCUCUCCCCUAGCCCCUUAGGAAGGCCUGAUACUCAGGCUAGUUAGAGGAUUGCAAAAGUUAGUAUUUUUAGAAACAAAACAUUUAAGCCAAGAACUUACCAAGAGGCCUUUUAAGGAUCUUCUGUUUUCUAGGCUUUUUUAAUUCAUUUAUCAAUCUUGAUAAUCAUAUAUUUCGUUUGCAUUCUCGAGAUUCUCCCUCUGGUGUUACUUUAACUCUUUUCGUAAUCAGUAUACCACUAAUAAGUAAUCUAAAUAAAGAAUAUUCUGGCAUAAAGUCGUGUAUUAUGAUUGUUUUUCUUAGGUUGAUGUCUACAGCUUUGGUGCUCUUUUCUGUGAAAUGUGCAUCCGGGAACUGCCAGAUCCUACAAGGCGAGAAGAACAAGUCGUGCUCGUAACGAACUCUGUGUUUCGCGGCCUGGUACGGCGGUGCCUGCAGAGAGAGCCUGGGACGAGACCAACCAUGCAGGGAAUAAUCAAUGAACUGAAAGAUGCCAAUGUAUCAUCUUAAUCGUAGAAUCCACUGUACACCAUAUCAUUGAUAAUUCCUGGCAAUGUGUGCGCUUAGCCUGUUCCAGUCGUUCAGAUCGUGGGGAGUGGCGCGCGCUUUUAUUUGCGUCUUCCCCACUAUCUGAAUGCCUUUGGUCUGAAAAUUGAAGAGGGCCCGGUGCUCUGAACCUGUGAAAAUUGUGAAAUCGAGGGUGCCC
This is a messenger RNA of Porites lobata, 3336 nucleotides long. Lineage: Eukaryota; Metazoa; Cnidaria; Anthozoa; Scleractinia; Poritidae. The record is from the annotation of a GenBank genome assembly.